Messenger RNA from Yamadazyma jaroonii, 1500 nucleotides. The record is from the annotation of a GenBank genome assembly. NCBI's taxonomy places the organism in Eukaryota, Fungi, Ascomycota, Pichiomycetes, Serinales, Debaryomycetaceae.
AUGAUGCGAAAACAUCACGAAAACAAAAUGGCUGAUAGACCUUAUUAUGAUCCUGAUAGUUUUAAUCCAGGGUAUCUGGUAAUUUACAAGCCAGGAGUUGGGUUGGUUAAUCCUAAAACUGGUGUUCCAUUGACUAGUUCAAUUCAGCCAACUAUUAAUAAUACCAGAACUGGUCAAUAUAAUCCAGGAGCUAAUAUUGGUAUCAAAGCAAUGGGGAGUGAAAACAAAACUUUGGACAAAAAUUAUGUUUAUGAUUUGGAAUUCAAUGAAUAUUUUGAUUUGAAUAAUUUAUCUGAGUUGUUUAAGAACCUUUUUUGGAAUUUCUUUAAGAAUUAUUGCAAAGUAUUGGUUUACCAACCUUUAGAGAUUGCUAGAUUGGUAUUACAAGUAGGUAAAUUUGAUUUUGGUACACCAAAGCCCAAACCUAUUACCCACAAAUCAAAGGAAAGUGAAUUAAGAACUUACGAAGAGUCAGAUGAAGAGAUCAAUUACUUCCAAUCGACUUCAGAAAUCUGGGAUACUGGUUCAGAGUCCAAUUCUUUAUCAAAUUCUGUUGAAAGUAAAUCUGCUCUCCAUAAGAAAUCUAGAAGGAAACACAAAAUUGACCCUGUUUCCAAACAUACCAUUGAUAUACUUUCAUCAAUUGCUGCAAAAGAUGGACCUAAUGGAUUAUUUAGAGGAUUGAAUGCUCAAUUUUUAUAUCAAACUUUAUCUCAUACCAUUGAAGCAUGGAUAACUGGAUUUUUGUCACCAUUCUUGGGCAUACCAGACCCAUUCUUCUUGGAUUUAACCCAUUCAACUGAACCUAGUAAAUCCCUUUGUUUAUCGGUUGCUGCUUGUGUUCUUACAGGAAUUAUUUUAAUGCCCUUAGACUUGAUAAAAAUCAAAUUAAUGAUUACGAAUUUUACUAAACCUUAUAAAGAAACUGAUGAAACUAAUGACAAACCUGAAGCUGAAGAUAAAAAGGAUGAAAAAGAAUUACCUACCAGAUCAAUUAGAGAAUCAAUUAGGAAUUAUCCUUUACCAUUAUUAAUUAAACCACCAGUUUUAGUAACAUGUUUGACCAUAUUACAUCAAUUUUCAACUAGUGUUUUCCGUAAAUCAGCUCCAUAUAUUCUUUUCAUUAGAUUCAAUAUUGAUUCUUAUUCCUCACCCAAGUUGUAUACUUUAUUUAAUUUGAUCUUGCUGAUAAUGGAAUUUUUCAUCAAAUUACCUGUAGAAAAUCUAUUAAGGAAGGAACAAGUUAGAUUCUUAUUAACACCAAAACCAAAAGAUGUUAAAAAGAUCGUAACCAUUGAAGAUGCAGAAAAUAAUUUAAUUGUUGAAUUCAAUGAUGGUUAUAAGACGGAAAAUAAUGAAAGCACUUUUAAUAAUUUAUGGCAGAGAUUCACCCAUCUUGGUCUUUUCAAUGGUUGGAGAGUCGGGGUCUUGAAUGUUAUUGGAUUUUGGGGUUAUAAGAUCAUGAAAAGUGGUGGGAUAAUGGCUGAAGAACGUUUUUAG